Molecule: messenger RNA, 2239 nt
Organism: Musa acuminata subsp. malaccensis (wild Malaysian banana)
Lineage: Eukaryota; Viridiplantae; Streptophyta; Magnoliopsida; Zingiberales; Musaceae
Cellular component (GO): plasma membrane
Source: RefSeq, a predicted model, not a curated record
GAGAGAGAGAGAGAGGCGAGAACGAUUCAAGAACACAGCGGAGGAAAAGAAACCGAGAGAGAGAGAGAGAGAGAGUUCGGAAUCUGGAAAAGGGGGGAGUAUCCGAGGCAAGGGAAGAGGGGCGAGGUCUGGCUGGGCGCAGGAGAGAGGGAUUCCGAAUCCACUCACACAUUCCGAUCCAAGAAAAGGUGUGCUCCGGCGCUCCACCUCGGUACACUGGCUGGCGGUUUGCGAUUUCUGGUUUCUUUUUUGGGGUCGGAUUCCGUUGUUGAUCGUGCCGGGUGGCUGUGGGUCCUUGUCAUGAUAUUUUAUUGUAUAUUUAACCACGAGGCAACCAUGAAUUGAUGACUGGCAACUUGUGGCACUGGAUGUCUAUGCUAUCAGAAGGUCGACAUGGAGCAUCUUAUUGGCAAAAUUAUAUGCCGAAUUCUGAUGCUUGCAAUUUGGUUUUGCGAUUUUCAACAUGUGGUGUCACAGAAAACAGAUUUUAAGCCCAAGCCUCAUGUUCCUGACAAAUUUGUUCUGUCUGAUCCACCUAUUGGACUCUUUGACCCCAUAGAGAUAUCUCCUGCUGUCAUUCCAAGGAAUCCAUAUCCUGUUGAGCCACUUCCACCAAUGUACCCAUCCUUUCCAAGCACUUAUGAACCAGUCUUGACUGGGAAAUGCCCCGUCAACUUUUCUUCAAUGUCGGACAUCAUAGACAAGACGGCAUCCGACUGCUCUGCACCUUUAGCUGCACUAGUGGGAAAUGUUAUUUGUUGUCCCCAGGUUAAUAGCUUGAUGCACAUAUUUCAAGGUGCUUAUGGUAGUGAAUCCAACAUGCUUGUUCUCAAUCAAGCUACUGCUACCUAUUGUUUCUCAGAUCUUAUCAGUAUAUUAGCCAGCAGAGGGGCAAAUAGCACUAUUCCUACUCUUUGCUCAGUGAAGUUGUCAAAUCUUACUGGUGGUUCAUGUCAUGUCAAAGACCUGGUUACGUUUGAGAAAAUAGUAAAUACAAGCAAAUUACUGGACUCAUGCAGCACAGUUGAUCCGCUUAAGGAGUGCUGCAGACCAUUAUGUCAACCUGCUAUCAUGGAAGCUGCACUUCAGAUCUCACUAGGAGGAGCAAGCAUGCUCGACAAUUCUAGAAUACCUGGGACUGCUGCUGGGAUUACUGUUGUCAAUGACUGUAAAGGAGUGGUGUAUGCAUGGUUGUCUAGGAAACUCUCAUCAGAGGCUGCUAACACCGCAUUCCGGAUUUUAUCUGGUUGCAAAGUUAACAAAGUUUGUCCAUUGGAAUUUGAAGAGCCUUCAUCAAUAAUCAAAGCAUGUGGUGAUAUGGCUCCUUCCAGUCUUUCCUGUUGCAGUUCGUUGAACACUUAUAUUGCAUCAAUACAGAAGCAGAUGCUCAUAACAAAUAGGCAAGCCAUCAAUUGUGCGACAUUCUUUGGGUCAAUGCUACAGAAAGGUGGAGUUACAACAAACAUUUAUGAACUUUGCAACGUUGACCUGAAAGAUUUCAGCCUUCAGUCAUAUGGCCAACAAGGAUGUUUGCUUCGCAGUUUACCGGCAGAUAUUGUGUUUGACAAUGUCACAGGCUUCAGUUUUACAUGUGAUUUAAGUGAUAAUAUUGCUGCUCCAUGGCCUUCAUCAUCCUCUCUCUCGACCUUUUCUCUCUGUGCUCCUGAGAUGUCAUUGCCUGCGCUGCCUAUACCUGAGGCUUCUAUAAGCUCAGGUAGCUACAACACUGCAAGAAUCAUCCUCUCCAUUGUACAUGUCAUCUCCAGCUUAUUGCUAUGACCAAGUCUGAGCCAGGGGGUGAUCCAGAUGUCAGGAAAUCACUUGUGGAGCCAGUUUACAUGUACAUCGAGACGAUCAAUUUUCAUGUAUAGCAGCUUAUUUUCGGAGGAAAGCAUUUGGAUCUGUGGACUGGGAGCAAUACUAGGGUAUGGGGGAAGAAGAGGUGGUCUCGGGAGCAAUACAUGGGAGAGAGACCAGAGGAAGAGGACUCUCGGAAUGGUAGGCUGCCUGAUGGCAAAGGUGUGUUGUGAAUAGGGUAUGGAUGCCGUAUGUGUUUGUUUGUAUUUGGGUUUUCUUUUGUGUCUCCCUCCCAUUCUCUUCUCCAUCCGUUUGUUAUUUUAUUGCAUACUCGGCAUGCUUAGUUGAUGGGUUGGGAAUUGCUGAUUUGCAUUUGCGUUUACACCGACUCCAAUUUUGGUUACUGAUGCUGACAUACAAAUGAAGUACACAUUUUGAGCGG